This is a messenger RNA of Nilaparvata lugens (brown planthopper), 548 nucleotides long. RefSeq lists its product as uncharacterized. The record is from RefSeq and is a predicted model, not a curated record. The transcript is spliced from 5 exons. NCBI's taxonomy places the organism in Eukaryota, Metazoa, Arthropoda, Insecta, Hemiptera, Delphacidae. Bases 237 to 548 code for a protein of 103 amino acids.
GAUGCGUGUGAAUGAAAGAGAAAUGACUGAUGGUGAAAUAAAAAAGAAAAUGCGCGUGGUACAUAGCGUUGAAUCGGCUAGUAGAAUCAGUUAUUUUUUGGAAUAGGAAGGGGAAGGUGCCUAACGGUUAGGUAUCUUACCGCUAACACGACCGCUGCAGACUGCAGUCUGUACAUUGCUUAUUGCUAUACUGUGCCAUCACCUUCUAUAACCGCCGUCAACUAUCUGCUAUCACCAUGCAAUGUUGUAUUAGGGCAUCAAUACAGAUAGUCUUUUUAACGAUUCUUAUGUUGGAAGAAAACUCAGCGUUAACAUCAGUAAAAACGAACAAGCAGAAGACUCCGAAUGGCGUUUUAGGUAUAGAGACUAGUUGUACUGGAGAAAACCUGACGGUUACAGUAGAUAUGGAGCAGUCGUUCCAUGGAGCAAUCCAUGCAAAAGGAUUUCCAAUCGAGUGCCGAGCGGUGGGGCAGGGAGACAAAUUUGUCCAGCUAACAGUAGCUGCAUCAAGUUGCGGCCUAAGGAUAACUCCUCACAAAAUGUCUUAA